AUGGCGAGCCACAUAGGGCGGACAGCAACAGUGUUUGCACAACGCUGGACCAAAGGUGUCCAUCGUGCUGAUUUCAAGGCAUUCUGUGGUCUCAGCGCAUGGAGACCGCACUGUGUUCGGGUACAAAACCUUAUUCUUGCGUGUCAGCAGCGGAGUUUUUCGGUGGAACAGCUGAAGCAGAGCUUGGCGUUGCAUCCGGAAGUCCUGAGAUGCGUUUUCAUCGAAAAUGUCGCCUACGUCGUAAGGAAAGAGGAUGCGCCGAAGGCCACCAUUUUAGAUGACAGCGUGGGUGACUGGGAACUGGAGAAACAUCUCAUGCGGAAGGCCACAGAUUGGCGAAUUCCACAGAAUCUGGUGCCACAAGUGCGAGUCUUGGAUGACCUUCCUGGGCCGGAGAGUUUCGUGGUCCCUUUCUCCUUGCUUCACAUGCUGCAUGUUCUUUUCCAGGAGGUGGACGCCAGCCGGAACAAUCACAUUUGCCUGGGUGAGUUCAUUGACUUUUGCAAACGUAGCCAACUCUUCACCGCUGAUGAGGCAAGUCAGGUGUUUCUCAGCAAGCGAUCCAUGCCAACCACAUCAGAGAUUUUGUUCAGCGAGAACGACAUCUUUAAUUUGAACGAGUCGGAUCGAGCCAUGAAAUUCAAUGACUUUCAGCAGCUGAUUUUAGAAGCUGGCAUCAUUGACUUCACAUCCUUUCGCGCAAUCGGUGACCCCUUGGGAACUCCGUUGGUUUCCUUCUUUGUGGACGAACGGGUACUCCAGAUGAUCCUGACCCACUGGUUCGCCAUCUACGAUGAAGACCAGGAUGGUCAGCUGCAACUGGAGGACUACGCACGGCUGGUUGCUGAUUAUCAGCUACCCUUGACCGCUGCAGAUGAGAUCUACACAAGGGUCGUCAAAGAACGACUCGCUGGACUGGACUUGAUGGACUUCCAGUCCUUGCUGGUGAAGUCUGGGGUCUUGGCCACUGGUGCCCCAUGGAGUAACAUGCCCGGUAUGUUUCCAGACGAGCCAUGCAAUGCCUGCUGA
Molecule: messenger RNA, 1029 nt
Organism: Cladocopium goreaui
Lineage: Eukaryota; Dinophyceae; Suessiales; Symbiodiniaceae
Source: the annotation of a GenBank genome assembly